ACGGCACGCAGACUAUUUCAUCUCAAAAGAAAAGAAAGACACGCAGACUAUUUCAUCUCAAAGUGUACCGGCAGCAGCAGGCGCUGACGUUAGCAGAAGAGCAGCGGCGAGCCAGACAUGGCCGCCGGGAACCUACACCUUCCCGUGGUCGACCUCGCCUCCACCAACCUCCGAGCUUCCGCUGAAUCCAUCCGAAAGGCAUGCGUGGAGAGCGGGUUCUUCUAUGUCUCCAACCACGGAAUCGACGACGGCCUGCUGGAGAGGGUGUUUGCGGAGAGCAAGAAAUUCUUCGAGCUGCCGCUGGAGGAGAAGAUGGCGCUGCAGAGGAACAGCGGACACAGGGGCUACACCCCGCCUUACGCCGAGAAGCUCGACGCUUCGUCCAAAUUCGAAGGUGACCUGAAGGAGAGCUUCUACAUUGGAGCUACAGGAAAUGGAAAUUUGCAGAAUGAUGCUAACCAAUGGCCUUCUGAAGAGCAAUUUCCAGCUUGGAAGGAUACAAUGAAGCUGUACCUUGCAACUGCACUGGUUACUUGUAAAAGGAUACUCUCUCUAAUUUCUCUGAGUUUGGACCUAGAUGCUGAAUUCUUUCAGAACAUUGGUGCAUUCAACUGCCCGUCAGAUGUUCUUCGGUUAUUGCACUACCCAGGUGAAGUAAAUGAGUGCGAUAAUGGAAAUUAUGGAGCAUCAGCUCAUUCAGAUUAUGGAAUGUUAACCCUUCUAGCAACAGAUGGUACUCCUGGCUUGCAGAUAUGCAGGGAGAAGGAUAGACACCCCCAGCUCUGGGAGGAUGUUCCUCAUAUUGAUGGCUGCCAGAAGUACAGCAUUCACAGGACGCAGCCUGGAGAGGGACGAGACACAGUCUUCGACUUCUUGAGCGGCGAUGGCUGUGGCGAAAGGUUGCACGCUUCAAAAGGCGAAGUAGGGCUCAGCAGGGCUCUUAUUGUGAACAUUGGCGAUUUGUUAGAAAGAUGGACGAAUUGUGUUUUCAGAUCUACACUGCAUCGUGUUGUUGCAGUUGGUAAAGAGCGAUAUUCUGCGGCUUUCUUUCUGGAUCCAAACCCUGAUUUAGUGGUGCAGUGCUUGGAAAGUUGUUGCUGCGAGGCAUACCCACCGAGGUUUGCACCUAUCAGGAGUGGUGACUACCUUAAAGAGCGAUUAAGCGCUACAUACAAAUAACUAGCCAGAUCCCUUGCACAGAUGCACGUUUUUUUUUUAAUUAAAAUCUACACUUCCUUGCCUGUGAAUGGAGCUCUAUAUUCGUCCUACAAUUUUAGUGCUUGUGAUUUUAAAUAUAGUUGUAUUUUAGUACAACUGUAAGGGCUUCAGUGUAUAUUUGAUUACUCUAUACCAAUAUAAUAAGGACUCGAUGUGUAAUUUCUUCAAUAAUUAGACAAGGCACGUAGUUUUCUA
This is a messenger RNA of Brachypodium distachyon (stiff brome), 1413 nucleotides long. Its product is annotated as 2-oxoglutarate-Fe(II) type oxidoreductase hxnY. The coding region runs from base 118 to 1179 and encodes 353 amino acids. The record is from RefSeq and is a predicted model, not a curated record. NCBI's taxonomy places the organism in Eukaryota, Viridiplantae, Streptophyta, Magnoliopsida, Poales, Poaceae. The transcript has 12 exons.